AUGGACUAUCUGGCUGAUUUGGUGAACCUGGGAUACUUCCAGCAAGUUGAAAGCAAAGACUCCCCUUUAGGCAGUCAAAAUUCAUAUGUUGUGUCUGGUCUAAUGCAUGAUUUUGCAAGGAUGGUUUCUAGAGCCGAGUGUGGAAUUGUUGAUGGUCUGCAAUGUAAUGACAUGUUGCCCACUGUACAACAUUUGGCGGUUGUAUACAGGAAAGAUCAGCAUAGGAACAUGUCUUGUACCAGCAAGUUUGAAGAUGAUUUGAGAAAUGCAGUUACAUCCGUGAGAAAACUGAGGACAUUGCUGUUAAUUGGGCAAUAUGACUGUUCCUUCUUCCAAUCCUUCAAAGACAUAUUCCAGAAGGCACGUGAUAUACGUCUUCUGCAAAUAUCUGCUACAUUUGCAGAUUUUAAUUCCCUCGCGUGCAGCUCUAUAAAUCCUACUCAUCUUCGCUAUCUAACACUUACAGUCAAUGAGGUGCAGGGAGAUUUGCCUCAGGUUUUCAGAAAUUUUUGCCACCUUCAAGUAUUAGAUGUCGGGUCAAACACUCAUCUUAAUGUACCUUAUGGCAUGAAUAAUCUUGUCAGCUUAAGGCAUCUUGUUGCAGCUCCCAUUUCUAGAAUUGGCACAUUGACCUCACUUCAGAAGCUAAGCAAUUUCAGCAUACAAGAUUCUGAUGGCUUUCAGAUUAUAGAACUUCAAUCCAUGAACGAUCUUGUCCAACUUGGGAUUUCCCAACUUCAAAAUGUUAAAACUCGGGAGGAGGCUCACCGUGCUGGACUGCAAGACAAAUGGCACUUAGAAAAGCUGUACUUGUCCUGGAAAGACAUCAUGUCAUAUGUUGAAUAUGACUUGGAUGACAGUGAUGAAUAUCUCAGUAGCAUGCCCUAUGAACCUUCUACCAUCAUAGAAAUAGAGUGUUUGCUAACAGAGGUGCAUGUGGGUCCUGAAAGUUCUAGCAGCGGUGUGGAAAUGGAGGAGCGCUUGCUAACGCAGGUGCACGAGAUUCCUGAAGCUUGUACCAGUACAGAAAUGGAGGAGCACUCGCCAGCAGAGGUUCUUGAGGGUCUUAGACCAUACAAAAAUCUAAAGCAUCUUCGGAUAUCUGAGUACACUGGUGCUACCUCUCCAUCUUGGCUUGCCAGCAAUGCCCCAGUUACCUCUUUACAGACGCUUCAUUUAGAAAACUGUGGAGAAUGGCAGAUACUUCCAUCUCUUGAAGGGCUUCCGUUUCUUGCAAACUUAAGCUUGAGCAACAUGCCAAAAGUAAAAGAAGUAUCCAUUCCUUCGUUGGAGGAGUUGGUGUUAAUUAAAAUGCCAAAGUUGGAGAGAUGCUCCUGCAUUUCCUUGAAUGACUUGAACUCUUGUUUAAGGGCUCUUAUAAUUCAGAACUGCCCUGCACUGAAGGUGUUUGAUCUGUUCGGGAACGGCCAUAAAUUCAAAAUUGAGCAGAAUUCAUGGUUGCCACGUCUUUGUGAACUUACUCUAAAGAACUGUCAUAUUUUGGUGGUACCACACCCUUUACCAUCCUCAAGUACUGCUUGUCGUAUUUCCAUGAGCAGAGUCCCGAAAUUUCCAAGAAUAGAGGUAUCGUCCAGCGGAAGUUUAACCAUCGGCGAAGAUUUUGAUGACUAUGAUUAUGAUUAUGAUCUUCCUUUUGACAAGUUAUCUGAUGAGCUGUUCGUGUUAGAUGGAAAUGUUUUGGCAUUCCAUAAUCUAAGAUUCCUGACACAGUUGAUAAUAUGUGGUUGCCGAAAACUAACGUCUAUUUCACUCAAAGGAUUAAGUCAGCUUGAAUCCUUAAAGACACUGAAAAUAACGUACUGUCCCGGGCUUUCCGGUUUCGAUGCUCCAUUAGAGCAUGCCCUCCCAUCACUCAAAUAUCUAGGUAUUGGGUCAUGCGGAAUAGCGUGGGAGUGGCUAUCUCUGAUUCUGCAACAUGCGCCAGCACUGACGGAAUUGGAUUUAUGGUACUGCCCAAAUUUGGAAUCACUACAACUGAACUCCUGCACGGCACUGGAAAAGUUGCACGUAUGUACAUGUAAAUCGCUUGGCACACUAGAUGUCUUUCAAUCCCGUUCCCUCAGGAAUAUGGAAUUAUCUGAUGUCCCAAAUUUGGAAUCUCUACAACUGAACUCCUGCACGGCACUGGAAAAGCUGAAAGUAUAUUCAUGUGAAUCGCUUGGCACACUAGAUGUCUUUCAAUCCCGUUCCCUCAGGAAUAUGGAAUUAUCUGAUGUCCCAAAUUUGGAAUCUCUACAACUGAACUCCUGCACGGCACUGGAAAAGCUGAAAGUAUAUUCAUGUGAAUCGCUUGGCACACUAGAUGUCUUUCAAUCCCGUUCCCUCAGGAAUAUGGAAUUAUUUAAGGUCCCAAAAUUGAAAUCCUUAGAACUGAACUUUUGCACGGCACUGGAAAAGUUGAAGGUCCGUGGAUGUGAAUCGCUUGGCGCACUAGAUGUCUUGCAAUCCCGUUCCCUCAGGGAUAUGGAAGUAGUGCGUCUCCCAAGAUUGAAAUCCCUACAGCUGCACUCUUGCACGGCACUGGAAGAGUUGGCCAUCCGUGAAACUGCAGUCUGUGUGCUAGAGGGCUCGCAAUCACUCAGGAAGUUGGAAUUCUACAGCAACCAGGAUUUGAAAUCUCUACAGCUGCACUCGUGCGUGUUACUGGAACAGUUGGGUAUUUGGAGCUGUACAUCACUCUCUACACUAGAGGGAUUUCAGUCACUUGGUAGCCUCACGCAUUUGUAUCUAUAUGAUUGCCCUGGCUUGCAUUCAUGUUUGGAGGGUUUGCCAGUGCAGGGCUACGAAUUAUGCCUUCAACUGGAAUUUCUUGAAAUCAAUGACUUCUCUUUCCUUGCCACACCAUUCUGCAAGCAACUCAAAUCACUCCAGCACCUAGUUAUUUGUGGUUUCCAUGGAGAAACAAAAGCACCAGGACUAACAGAUGAGCAAGAGACAGGGCUUCUGCUCCUCGGUUCCCUCACACAGCUCCAAUUUGCGCAUUACGAGCAUCUCAAAUAUAUUCCUGCAGGCCUGUACAGACUUCGCUCCCUCCGUGUGUUGGAGAUUUCAUUUUGUCCGAGCAUCUCAAGGUUGCCGGACCUCCCGCCUUCUCUAGAGGAGUUGAGCAUCCUCCGCGGCAGUGAGGAGCUGGCAGGUCAAUCCAAAUCACUAGCAUCAAGCAAGUUAAAGGUCGAAAUUGACCACCAAUAUGUGCACUGAUUAUUAGGUGGCUUGUUAAGCACACCUGCACAACAGAUAUACACCUCCUCGUUGUACCCUUUUACUGCCUUUGAGUUCCUCGACAGGUUUGCUUUCACAUGAGAACCUCAUCCGAGGUUUUCAGGGUUUGCAUGAGGCUUUGAGGGCCCGCGCGGGGAGGCAUGAUCCACCAUCAGUUUACGGUAAAAGUCGGCCAAUGGGGAGGUGAUUUUUUUUACGGCGACGUGGAUAGGCUGGCUGCGCGUUCGCGCAGCUCUUUCCUGGGAGAAUAUGUGACUGGUUGUGCCUGUACCUGCACAAAGGAUAUCGAUGUAUUGCUUCUACUCCCUCGGAUUCUACCUUAGAUCAUGUUAUGUACAGAAUUGACAUACUGAAGUGCUAUUUUUUUUCUGUAAAUAUCAAAAACUGUCCAUAUGCCAGUGCUUGGACAGGUUUGCCUUUUCACUUCAGAACCUCAUCCAUCCUCAUGUGAUCGACUUUGCUGCCAUGUCAACUACUCCCUCAGUUCCUAAAUAUAAGUCUUUUUAGAGAUUCCACUAUUAAA
Molecule: messenger RNA, 3766 nt
Organism: Hordeum vulgare subsp. vulgare (domesticated barley)
Lineage: Eukaryota; Viridiplantae; Streptophyta; Magnoliopsida; Poales; Poaceae
Exons: 2
Coding region: 1-3222 (1073 amino acids)
Source: RefSeq, a predicted model, not a curated record